This is a messenger RNA of Thermothelomyces thermophilus ATCC 42464, 474 nucleotides long. RefSeq lists its product as uncharacterized. NCBI's taxonomy places the organism in Eukaryota, Fungi, Ascomycota, Sordariomycetes, Sordariales, Chaetomiaceae. The coding region runs from base 1 to 474 and encodes 157 amino acids. The transcript has 7 exons. The record is from RefSeq and is a predicted model, not a curated record.
AUGCGCUUGGUUCUGCCCGGACCGACCGGGCAACCCGGGGUGGGUUGGGGGGGGCGGGGCCAGAAUGCGACGUUCGCAGGGGUCUCUAACACGGUGAAGGCAAGUGGGGAGUACCAUUGCUUCCCACGUGUCGUGGAGAUGCACCUCCGUGGGCCUCUAGCUCUUGGCUUAAGCAAGCUCAUUCAGCUCACCGGAGUGUAUUCCGCGCCCUUCCGUGUACCACAUGUGGCUCUCCGCCACGAGCAUGCCAGCUCGACGCAGAGGUAUCCAACCUCCGUUUUCACCGAGGCUCGUACUCGAACGGAGUACUUUACGCUAAUGUACUCUACGGAAUACGGGAUGAGGUACCUUAUGGACAAUACACGUGCUUUGCACGUAAGAGGAGAGUACAUGCGGCCACGAAACUCCCAAGGUACAUUAAUAGUACACAAACUGGUGGACCCGACACACGACUGGCUUCCACGCCGUCGGUGA